CGAAACUUCAAGUGUUCGAGACUCGCCGCCGGACAUCUUUCUUUUCGUAAUUACACAGAGAAACGUGUAGAGCAAUCAAAAUGCAGAUCUUUGUACGCGGUUUCGAUGAAGUUGAAUCCUUGGAAGUCCAGGGGGAUGCUACCAUUAAGGAUAUUAAGAAUGAAAUCUCCAUCCGCAAGGGAUUCGAGUGCGAAGACAUCGUGCUAAACAAUGCUGGUAUUGUGUUAGCCGACGACGCCACCGUGAGCAGCUUGUCCAGCUUCGAAUUGGACGUGACCGUUCCAUUGUUGGGUGGUAAAGUGCACGGUUCCCUGGCUCGUGCCGGCAAAGUGAAGGGACAAACACCCAAAGUAGAGAAGCAGGAGAAGAAAAAGAAGAAGACCGGACGUGCCAAGCGACGAAUCCAAUACAACCGACGAUUUGUUAAUGUUGUCCAAGCCUUCGGUCGUCGUCGUGGUCCAAAUGCUAAUUCCGCUUAAAAUGUGAAUAAUUUGCAAAAUAAAAUAAAAAAAAACUUUUUUUCCAUAAAAACAAAA
Molecule: messenger RNA, 536 nt
Organism: Hermetia illucens (black soldier fly)
Lineage: Eukaryota; Metazoa; Arthropoda; Insecta; Diptera; Stratiomyidae
Gene: RpS30
Exons: 3
Coding region: 81-479 (132 amino acids)
Biological process (GO): translation
Cellular component (GO): cytosolic small ribosomal subunit; ribosome
Molecular function (GO): structural constituent of ribosome; protein binding
Source: RefSeq, a predicted model, not a curated record